AUGGCUCGUAAGCGUAAGGGCCAGUCCCUUAACGACUGCACCAAGGAUCUUAACGACAUCCCUUACAUCCGCUGGAUGAACCAGCAGAUCGCCAACGGCCGUCAUCCGACUGGCUUGUCCGCGCCGCCCGCGCUUGACGGGCAGGGUUCUAGUGCACAGUCGCCCAGCGCGGGCCCCUCACGUGUGCGUCGUCAGCCUGCAAGGACGGCGGCAACUGUGCGGCCCGUCGUGGAGCAAGAUGUCGAAGACGAUGAUGAGGAGUACCGCGGCGACGAGGAGGACGAGCCUAAGGACCUUGGCAUGCCGGACGACGAUGACGUCGACGAUGACGGCGACGAUGACGACGCCGACGACGACGCGGAGGAGGAAGCGCAACCUGUUGCACAGCCGCCGAAACGGGGCGCCGCUCGCGCCUCAGGGACGGACAAAGGCAAAGGCAAGGCGGUUGAUCCACCGGCACGACAGGAGCCCCGGAAGAAGCGGUCUGCUGCACCAGUCGAAAGGGGCUUAUGGUCGGAUAAAGAAAGCACUAUCUUCGCUGCCGCGCGUUGGUUCAUGAAAGACGAGCUCGAGCCGCUCAAGUGGAAGCAGGGGACGCAAUACUGGGUCCGCCUUCUCGCGCACAUCAAGGAGUCGAAUCCGGGCAACGACUCUGUGAAGAAACCGCCAUGGUGGCCGUAUCUGGAGCUGUUCAACAAGGACACCGCCGCUGCCGCACCGCAUGCGGUGGAUGGCGGCGGCGCCGCUAACGUCAACGUGCCGGCCGGCAUGGAGGUCCCAAGUGCCUCUCAGCCAAAGACGUCGACACCGACCUUUACAGCACCGCCGCCUCAGCCCACGGGAACACCCAAGCGCGCGCGGGUUCAUGAGACGGCUACUAUGCAAGCCGCCAUGCUUGUCUCUGCGACCAUCAAAGAUUGUCACAGUGACGCGAUGACGCGCAUAGAGGGUCUCGUCCGUGAAUGGAUGGCGCAGGACAUGCGCCUUGCACGCGAGCGCAUGACUGAAUCGGCCCCACCGGAUGUGCACCGUGCGACGACGGAUUUCAGCCCUCCUCCGCCACGCGGGGAGUCCGCGCCACCUCCCGGAGCCGCCCAGCAGCGCGACGAUGUCGGCGACGUCAACACCGUCACACCGGGUGAUGACGAUGUGGAGAUAUGGGUGCGCGGCGCCGACGAUUAG
Messenger RNA from Closterium sp. Naga37s-1, 1182 nucleotides. NCBI's taxonomy places the organism in Eukaryota, Viridiplantae, Streptophyta, Zygnematophyceae, Desmidiales, Closteriaceae. The record is from the annotation of a GenBank genome assembly.